UUCAUUCUUUUUAUGGUGUUGCUUGAUAUGGUUUUUUCUGUUUUUUGUGGUGGUUUUGGUUUGUUGAUUAGAUUGUUGGUUAUUGCUUUUUUUAUUUUAGGUGAGCGUAAGAUUUUAGGAUAUUCUCAAUAUCGUAAGGGGCCUAAAAAGGUUGGUUUUAUGGGUUUGUUGCAAAGGUUUGCUGAUUUGAUGAAGUUAGUUUUUAAGUUUAAGUUUUAUUUUUUUCAUAGACGUAGUUUUGUUUCUGUUGUUGGUGUUUUAUUAUUGGUUGGUUUGGUUGUUUUUUAUUGUUUAGUGUAUGGUUCUUAUUAUUGUGAGGUUAAUGGUGGUUUGUCUUUUUUGUGGUUUUUAGUUAUUACUAGAUUUGCUAGGUAUGCUUUGUUGUGUGCUGGUUGGGGUAGUUAUAGAAAUUAUUCUAUGUUAGGUUCGAUUCGUAGUGCUUUUGGUUCUGUUAGUUUUGAAGCUUGUUUUAUGUGUGUUGUUAUUUUUUUUUCUUUGUGUUGUUUGGUUUUUCCUGUUAUUUAUGUUUUGUAUUUAAUUUGUAUAUUAUGUGAAACUAAUCGUACUCCUUUUGAUUAUGCUGAAUCUGAAAGUGAGUUGGUUAGUGGGUUUAAUGUUGAGUAUAGUGGUAUUUUUUUUACUUGUUUGUUUGCUUGUGAAUAUAUUAUUAUAUUUGUUUUUUCUUGA
Molecule: messenger RNA, 687 nt
Organism: Mesocestoides corti
Lineage: Eukaryota; Metazoa; Platyhelminthes; Cestoda; Cyclophyllidea; Mesocestoididae
Source: the annotation of a GenBank genome assembly